AUGGGCCAAAUCCUCGACAGAUUCCAUGGUAAAGAGUGGAAGAAGAAGCAAGUAAAGUUGAUAACAGACAGGGUUUAUGAUCGAAUUUGUAAUCAAACAGGACGGCCUACUCUCACUUUCGACGAUCUGUAUAUUGCCGUGCUACUCGUGUUCAAUGACAUUAACAAGCACUUGCCAGGCCCCCAUUUCGAUCCGCCCUCCAAAGAGCACAUCCUAGAUAUCAUGAAGGAAUGUGAUAUCAACCUGGAUGGUGGGCUUGAUCGUGAAGAAUUUGCCAAGUUCAUCCAGAAGCUAACAGCAGAGACAUUUGUGGUGAUCAGCCAGGGACUUCUGCUCACUUUGGUUGUGGCACCAACUCUUGCAAUGGCAACCAAGCGAGCCACGGAAGGCGUUCCACACGUUGGUAAAGUGGUGCAGAAGGUUCCGAAUUCGAUAUUUGCAUCGCUGGUGACCCUUGCUGUCGUAUGGAUUCAACAGUCUCAGCAGGAAGCCCUGUAG
This is a messenger RNA of Linum trigynum, 498 nucleotides long. The record is from the annotation of a GenBank genome assembly. NCBI's taxonomy places the organism in Eukaryota, Viridiplantae, Streptophyta, Magnoliopsida, Malpighiales, Linaceae.